Molecule: messenger RNA, 7473 nt
Organism: Notolabrus celidotus (New Zealand spotty)
Lineage: Eukaryota; Metazoa; Chordata; Actinopteri; Labriformes; Labridae
Product: period circadian protein homolog 2-like
Exons: 21
Coding region: 285-4952 (1555 amino acids)
Biological process (GO): entrainment of circadian clock by photoperiod; negative regulation of transcription by RNA polymerase II; circadian regulation of gene expression
Cellular component (GO): cytoplasm; nucleus
Molecular function (GO): transcription corepressor binding; transcription cis-regulatory region binding
Source: RefSeq, a predicted model, not a curated record
GGCGGUUGCCGGAGAGAGUCGGGGAGGAACCAUCGACUACUGUGUCAAACAGUCUGACUCUCUCUCCCAUUGAGCAAUGCUGGAUGACUUAACCGAGGGUUUUAUCCACGAAUAAUUCUUCUUGACACAUUGGACGCUUGAAUUGGGUUUUUUGUGUCGACUUUACAGACUGUACCCCCACUCAAGAGGGAUCAACUCCAUUUACCCCCCAGUGCCAUGCGCUUCAUGUCAUUGCCAUGUGGAAGGUAACAUAAUCUCCCACAAUUUGCCCUUUGGCUCAUCCCAUGUCUGCGGACAGCGAUCCAAAGCACUACCUGUACCCAACCCUGGAGGGGCGCGAACGGAACCGGGAAAGAGUCUGCUUCCAAGUGGAGGACCAGGAGCGCUCUCUCUGCGAUCCGAUCAGCCAACUUCACCGCAUGGCCAGCAGUUACAGCGAGGGUUGUGGGAGGCAGGAUGGGGGCGGACUGGAGGCCGAGUUGGGACUGGCCUCCGAGGGGAGCGACAGCAGCCACGAGCACUCGGCCUCACCGAGCUCGCCUCACGACGACAGGAAGCGACCACGCCCCCAGUUACACGAGGAUGUAGAGAUGGGCGGCUCAAGCGGGAGCGGGACGGAAUCCCAUGGUAACGAGUCGCACGGAAAUGAGUCCCACGGCAAUGAAUCGGUGGGCAGCUCCAACGGGAAUGGCAAGGACUCCGCUAUCAUGGAGUCAUCAGGGAGCAACAAGAGCUCGAACUCACACAGCCCCUCACCGCCAAGCAGCUCCAACGCCUUCAGCCUGGUGAGCUCCGAGCAGGACAACCCUUCAACUAGUGGCUGCAGCAGUGAACAGUCAGCCAAAGCUAAGACACAGAAGGAGGUAUUCAAGACCCUAAAGGAGCUCAAGAUGCACCUGCCAUCGGAAAAGAGGAGCAAGGGCAAGUCCAGCACCGUCAACACGCUCAAAUAUGCGCUGCGAUGCGUCAAACAGGUCAAAGCAAAUGAGGAAUACUACCAGAUGCUGAUGAUUAAUGACAGUCAGCCACCAGGGUUUGAUGUCUCCUCCUACACUAUUGAGGAAAUCAACAGCAUCACCUCUGAAUACACCCUAAAGAACACUGAUAUAUUCGCUGUCGCUGUCUCGCUCAUCACCGGGAAGAUUGUUUACAUUUCGGACCAGGCGGCAACCAUCCUGAACUGCAAAAGGGAAGUGUUCAACAACGCCAAGUUUGUGGAGUUCCUGACGCCGCAGGAUGUCAGCGUGUUCUACAGCUUCACCACGCCCUACCGCCUGCCCUCGUGGAGCAUGUGCACUGGAGCAGAGUCGUCUCCCACGGAGUGCAUGCAGGAGAAGUCCUUCUUUUGCCGCAUCAGCGGUGGAAAGGAGCAUGAAGGGGAUCUCCAGUAUUACCCGUUUCGUAUGACUCCCUACCUGAUGAAAGUGCAGGACGCUGAGCUGGCUGAGGAACAGUUCUGCUGCCUCCUACUGGCUGAAAGGGUUCACUCUGGAUAUGAAGCACCCAGAAUCCCCACUGACAAGAGAAUCUUCACCACAACACACACACCUAACUGUGUGUUCCAGGAUGUGGACGAGAGGGCUGUUCCUCUGUUGGGUUACCUCCCACAGGACCUGAUCGGGACCCCUGUGCUACUCAAUCUGCACCCGAGUGACCGACCGCUGAUGCUGGCUGUGCAUCGCAAAAUUCUGCAGUACGCUGGUCAGCCGUUUGAUCACUCCUCCAUUCGCUUCUGUGCGAGAAACGGCGAGUACAUCACCAUCGACACCAGCUGGUCCAGCUUCGUCAACCCCUGGAGCCGCAAAGUCUCCUUUGUCAUUGGACGGCACAAAGUCAGAAUGGGUCCUGUGAAUGAAGAUGUUUUCGCUGCUCCAGCUUUUCAUGGAGGAAAGAUCGUGGACUCAGACAUCCAGGAAAUCAGUGAACAGAUCCACAGGCUGCUGCUCCAACCGGUCCAUAACAUGGGCUCCAGCGGAUAUGGCAGUCAUGGCAGCAAUGGCUCCCAUGAGCAGCUGGUGAGCAUCAGUUCAUCCAGCGAGAGCAAUGGGAACGUCACAGCGAGGAAGACGGCGGAGGAGACAGGAAAGGCCAAGCCUUCCAGAACAUUCCAGGAGAUUUGUAAAGGGGUCCACAUGCUGAAAAACCAGGACUUCCAGGUCUGCCUGCGCUCCCCUUCCUCUUCGCCCCUUCCAUCGCCAUCCAAGCCUGAGCAGAAGAAAACCAUUGACACAGUUGCAGCUCAGAAGAGUUCAGCGGGUCGUCUGAAGGACUCAUCAGCCCCUCAGCAGGUCAGGGACGGUACUGCAGCCACCAUGGAGGACUUUCCCUGCAAAGACCAGACAGUCCACUCCUACCAGCAGAUCAGCUGCCUCGACAGUGUCAUCAGGUACCUGGAGAGUUGUAACGUCCCCAUCACAGUAAAGAGGAAGUACCAGUUCUCCUCCAACACCACCUCCUCCAACUCGGAUGAUGACAAGAAGGCCUUACACGACGGCAUGCAAGAGCCUCAGAACAUGAAAGCACCCAAGAAGCCUCCAUCAGGAGCAGCUGUGGUGGGCGGCCCCCUGGCACCCCUCACCCUGCCAAGCAAAGCUGAGAGCGUAGUGUCCAUCACCUCGCAGUGCAGCUACAGCAGCACCAUCGUCCAUGUUGGAGACAAGAAGCCUCAGCCCGAGUCCGAGAUUAUAGAGGACGUGGCAGAGAGUCCAGCACCUCCACCUCUGCCUGUCAGCGUUGUAUCCCCACCCAGCCAGGAGAAGGAGGCCUACAAGCGUCUGGGACUCACCAAACAGGUGCUGGCUGCGCACACCCAGAAAGAAGAGCAAGCCUUCCUCAAUCGUUUCCGGGAGGUCCACAAUGCCAGAAACUUUCAGAAAGACUGUUCCACGUAUCUGCACAAACAGAGAGGUCCAGCCAACGCUGAAGGAGCAUCUGGACCACGAGGUACAGCCAAACAGGGCCACACCCGGCCUGAGACAACUGCCAAGAAGGGGAACCGCAACAGGAAGUCCAAGAAGCCACGGAUGAAGCAUCCUGAUUCGUCAGACAGUGCUGUAUCAAACCGCAAACCCCGCCCCCCUCUACAGGGUCUCAACCAAACGUCCUGGUCUCCAUCAGAGACAUCCCAGUCAGCUUUUAAUGUGUCCUACCCAGCCAUGGUGCCUGCUUACCCGAUCUACCCCCCAGCCCCCGCUGCCCCAACUCAGGCCCCCCGCCCUGACCCCUCCCUGUCUGCAGGUUUUGGAGAGGUUCAGACAACCCAAGCUCCACCCACUGCCACACCAUUUCCUGCACCCAUUAUUACACCUAUGGUGGCGCUAGUGUUACCCAAUUAUCUUUACCCCCAGCUGGGACAGUUAGGUCAGAUAGGGCAGCUCGGGGCCGCUCCCAGACCAACAUUUUUCUCUGAGCAGACCCCAACACAACCUGCAUACACAACUCAGCAACCGUUUCAGCCUGCACAGCCAGCCUUCGCCAUGCAGACACAGGCCCCCUUCACCACCCAACAGCCGUUCCCCGUGCAGACUGCUUUUAACCCCCCACAGCCAUUCCAAACGGCUCAGACUCCCUUCACAACCCAGCAGCCAUUCCAAACGGCUCAGACCCCCUUCACAACCCAGCAGCCAUUCCAAACGGCCCAGACCCCCUUCACAACCCAGCAGCCAUUCCAAACGGCUCAGACCCCCUUCUCCACACAGCAGCCUUUCCCGGCUCCUCAGACUGCUUACACCACCCAGCAGCCUUUCCAGGCCCCUCAAACUGCUUACACCACCCAGCAGCCUUUCCAGGCCCCUCAGACUGCAUACACUACCCAGCAGCCCUUCGCUGCCCAGCCUUCGUUCCCUGUACAGACUCAGUUUGUGGCUCAAGCUCCAUAUCCAGCACAGCCUUUCCCUUAUAGCCUAACCACUGAGCCCCCCAAAGCCCUGGCUGUGGAGCCUAGAGAGGGGGCAGCUUCACGCUCCUCCACCCCUGCCUCUGGAGCAAGGGAGCCUGCUACAUCACCACCGCUGUUUGAGUCACGGUGCAGCUCACCGCUACAGCUCAACCUGCUCAGCAUGGAGGAGGGUCAGCGCUCAGUUGAAAGACACGACAGCACAGCGCCUUUGGCUCUAAUCCAGGGCAACAGUUUCAUAGCAUCAGGGGUACUAGGGGGAGCGGGAGAGAAGAUCGGGGGAACAGCCAAGACUGAAAGUCAUAAACAGCUGGAUCAUCCAGGAGACGGGGCCCACAGUGAUGGUAACUCCUCAUCCUGCGACUUGCUGGACAUCCUGCUACAGGAGCAGGAGGACUCCCACUCUGGCACGGGUUCAGCCACAUCCGGCUCCAUGGGCUCACGAUCUGGCUCAGGUUCGGGCUCUGGAUCUGGCUCAGGAUCAGGCUCAGGCUGUGGAACAUCAGCUAGUGGAGCUUCUGGCAGCAGAACAGGGAGCAGCAACACCAGCAAAUACUUUGGCAGCGUUGACUCCUUGGAACAUGAUCCCAAGAUCAUCACCAAAACUAAGUCAAUCGGUGAAGGAGGCUCUGACGGGGGGCAGUCCCAGACAAAGGUCUUGCCUCAAGGAUAUCUUCCUAAGGAGCCUGUCUGGCUGCUCAUGGCCAACGCUGACGACAAGGUCAUGAUGACCUAUCAAAUGCCAUCCAGGGACAUCCAGCGAGUUCUGCGAGAAGACAAGGAGAGGCUGAGGCAGAUGCAGAAGAGCCAGCCUCACUUCUCCUCAGACCAGCGACGGGAGCUUGUGGAGGAGCACUCCUGGAUGAGGAGGGGAGGUCUACCAGCUGCUAUUAAUGUCAGGGAGUGUGUGUACUGCGAGGAUGCAGCGGCGGCUCCCAUUGAGGAGGGCCUGCCAGACAUGGACAUGGGGGAGACAGGCGAGGAGCUGAGCCAAGAGGACCAGAACGCUCAGAGCCAAUCAGAGGCACCUCAGCCUCCACAGGACACUGGCUCUUGAACACGCACACUCAGCCAGCAGGGGGACAUCUUCUACCAGUCAUGAACCCUCAUGAUGCACACACACACACACACACACAAACACACACACACACACUCUUGUGCAUGUUGUGAAACAAACAACUGUGUGCCUGACCAUCCUCACAAACGCACACAUACACUCAACAUGAACUCUGCAGGACUCCGUGUUGCUGUUGUGGUGAAUGUGAGGAUGAGUGCCGCUCGUGUGUUAAAGUGUGUGUUGUGCAGAGGACUGACGCUGAAGUGCAGCUCUAGAUGUGUCUACACAUAGGGCGUGCACACACACACACAGAUCAAGGCCCAGCCCCCAGGGUUGGUGACCUUGGUCUCCCAGAUAUAUUUUUAAAAGUUAAAGUUAAUUUAACAGAAUAUUUUUCUUAAAGAAUUGAAAAGUGUUAUCAGCCAGCAGCUCAGCACUGCUGUUUGAAUCAUCUGCCACCAGACAUCAUGUUGUUGUCUCUUACUGUUAUGCCACACGGUCUCAAUCAAACCCCAGGAUCCCCUUUGUUUCCUAGUGAGGAAAUGUGUAGAAUAGUGGAGGUGCUCAUUGGACGAUGCAGGCCAGGUCAAAGGGCAUGGAUCAGCACUUUUAUACUAUUGAUCCCAUGACUCUCAGACCUGAGUUUUUGAUUAUCAGCAGUGGAAGUACAUGACUCAUCAGCCAACAGAAAGGCGUGUGGGCUGUUCCUUCUCAAAAGUGACAAUCUGAAACAUAGGAUAAGGUGUUUAUAACUUAAUAUUUAUUUUCUACCAAAAAUUGUAUCUAGAAUAGAUGUUUUAAAGUUGAAGCCAAAUCCACUCAGCUAAAAGUAAGUCUACUUUUUUUUUAGAUCCACUCUUGACAGCUAAACCCUGGAGCUCGCCUGUUUGUCUCCAGUAUCUGAUGCUUCUGUUGACCUCAAAAAUAGCCCAGGGCUUUUUCAUAUUGAGAAGCUGAAUAUUUUUACAGGGUGAGAGGAAGGUGGUUUAAAAACUGAGGCUUCAAUGAAGUUAAAGGAUGACGAUCCUUUAAAUUCUUAGUCUCCCCUUUCUCUUGGAUUUUGUACAUUUAGAUUAUUGUCCAUUGUAGCCUUGAAAAAUGCAAACUAUUGCCCAAAGUUAAACCUUUCAGUCAGCAUGGUGCAGUUCUACUACAAAAUGUCAGUUUUAGACCAAAUCAGUGCUGCUGUCUGGGAUUUCUACAUCAUGCAAAGUUUUAUUGUUUCUGUUUACAUCCUUUCAGAGAAUUUUCCGUUUCCUCACGCUUUUUUAAAGUACAAACCCGAAUCUUCAACUGCUUUCCACUCUGAGAGGAAUUUUUAACAAUACAGGCUUACUCCAGACACAACCUAACUGACCCUGAAGUCUCUACAGUGUCUUUGAGUAUUUUAAAACCCAUUGGUCAGAACAGUGUGUGUGUUUUUCUCCACACACUGGUAUUAGGAUUCAGCACUGAAAUGUACAGGGAAAAUGGGGAAAUCAGCAUCACCAUUGUAGCAAAUAAGGGGACCAUGUUGCCUCAGUGACCUUCUUUAGUACCAUAGGUUAAAUAGGAAAUGGUGACACGCGUGCAUCAGCGUGACCUCCGUCAUCUUACAUGAAGUAUUCAGGAAACUGCGGUCUACAUCGGGUCUAUAUGUCUGCUGGUUCAGGUUAUCAGCUCAAGAACUGGGAACAACUCUGGUGCUACGACAGAGACACUGUUGGGACAGGGUUAGUGAAUGUAACGGACAGGACCAAGAGUGUCAGCUGGCUUAUUCGUGGUCAUGUUUUUUUAAUUUCUAGUCCACAUGUCAGACAGUUUUUAUUAUUCUAUUUUUCUAUUUUUUUUUUCUUUGGUGUGUUUUUGUUUGUUUGACAUUGGAGAGAGUUUUUGAGCGUCAUCGGGGACGGACCCUACCUCUAUGAAAUCCCAGGUUGUGUUGAUAGCAGCUCAUGACGUGUGUUUGAAUGUUGGCAAAGCGCAGUGGACAGAGGGGUCGGAUACUAAAGUGAUUCCGGUGAGUGAUGGGCUUGUGCAGGAAGUCUGUGACCUCCAGUCUGCACAGAUAGGACGAGUGCCUGUCACCACCCUUAGAAACAGAAGUCUGUCUCUGUCAUUGUCUCAUUUCUGUGCAAACCUUCAAGGGGGGCCUCCAACACUCACCUGUGUAUAUCCCAUUACAAGCUCAAGAAUGUAGUUAAAUUAUGAAAACACAAAUAUGGAAAGAGUCUUUUCCAAAUGCUGAGUGUAAGCUAGAGAAAGCUGCUGCUCUAGUUUUAAGCCUUGCCUUCUUUGUAAGGCCUCACUGAGAGGGAACCCGUUAAAACUGGUGGGAUGUUGGAAGCACCCGGACCUGUAAAUGCAUACACACGGUACUUGCACAUGAUGCUGUGUAUGGUCAUGUAAAUUAGUUUCAUUGCCACUGUAUAAGUCUGUGCUAUAUUAAACUAGCACAGUUAUGUGCAUUUUGUAGGUAAUAUGAUGUGUUGUUUGAAACAUGGAGAAAAUGUUGUAAUAAAACUACAGAUGUAUAAAAAUG